AUGAACAUCUUCAGGCUUUUGGCUGAUUUUUCGCACCUCGCGUCCAUCUUUAUUCUUCUACAUAAAAUGAAGUCGUCUAGUAGCUGUUCUGGACUGUCAUUCAAAUCACAGGCUUUGUAUUUGAUGGUUUUUGUGACUCGCUAUCUUGAUCUCUUCUGGGCCUUUUCCGAAUCUCUAUACAACACGACUUUCAAGAUACUGUUCAUUGGCUCAUCAGCCUAUAUCAUCUAUCUCAUGCUUAAUGACUAUAAACCCACACAUGAUCCGAAUAUCGAUACAUUCAAAGUCCAAUACCUCCUCGGGAUUGGUGCUUUGCUAGCUCUUCUCUUCCCACAUGACUAUAGUUUCUCCGAAAUUCUCUGGACGUUCUCGAUUUGGCUUGAAUCUGUUGCCAUCCUACCUCAGCUCUUCAUGCUUCAACGUACCGGCGAGGCAGAUACUAUAACAACUCACUACCUAUUUGCAUUGGGUCUAUACCGCGCCCUCUACAUACCUAAUUGGAUCUAUCGCUAUUUCGCGGAAAGCUACUUUCAGCCCGUCCCUGUUGUAGCAGGCAUCGUCCAAACACUUCUAUACUCGGAUUUCUUUUAUAUCUAUUAUACCAAGGUCAUGAAAGGAAAGAAGUUCUCACUUCCGGUCUAACCGUCGGUGUAAUCCAUUUUCAGGAGGGCUUGGGAGCAGCGAUCAAUAUACUUUCUUUCUUUUUCUUUUUCUACAAUUAUUAUAGUUGUGUGGUGUACCUCAAAUCGUUUCAAGACGCUAGGCUACGUUUCAGUUUUGAUGGAUUUUGCUUGUUUGUACAAUAAAAGAUUUUCUACUCUUGACAGUUUCGAAUAACCAUGUCAGAGCUGGGUCGUGGUCAAGCCGAUCCGAAAAUGCCUGCCGCUUCAAUCGUAAUGGAACCGGAG
This is a messenger RNA of Aspergillus nomiae NRRL 13137, 908 nucleotides long. RefSeq names its product HDEL receptor protein. Gene Ontology annotation, molecular function: ER lumen protein retrieval receptor activity. NCBI's taxonomy places the organism in Eukaryota, Fungi, Ascomycota, Eurotiomycetes, Eurotiales, Aspergillaceae. Gene Ontology annotation, biological process: protein retention in ER lumen; endoplasmic reticulum to Golgi vesicle-mediated transport. Gene Ontology annotation, cellular component: endoplasmic reticulum; membrane; cis-Golgi network. The record is from RefSeq and is a predicted model, not a curated record. The transcript has 6 exons. Bases 1 to 642 code for a protein of 213 amino acids.